This is a messenger RNA of Leptidea sinapis, 4273 nucleotides long. RefSeq lists its product as uncharacterized. The record is from RefSeq and is a predicted model, not a curated record. The transcript has 4 exons. The coding region runs from base 25 to 576 and encodes 183 amino acids. Lineage: Eukaryota; Metazoa; Arthropoda; Insecta; Lepidoptera; Pieridae.
CGCGCCAAAAAAGCCGCGUUCACAAUGCAUGUAUUUUUCGUGGUGAAGAUGUGGUGCAGACGUCAAGCGGCGGCCGCCAUUUUGCCGUUGUUGUUGGCCGGAUGGCUAACCGGCGAAUCUUCGGAGGCACUGACGACGUUCGGAAAAAGUAAUACUCAAGCGCCGAAGGACAUUGGACCUACGGCACCGCCAGCUCGCCAAUGCUCCCGUCAGGCAGAAUGCGCUGGAAUAAGCAGUUCUUCUUGCGUCCGGACGCACUACGAUCCUGUCACCAGAUGUCUGUGCGGGGACAAUCUGCCACCUGUCAACGGUCAAUGCGAAGCGCAGACUAAAAAUCUUUACCACGUGUGUGCUAACAGCGACGAAUGCAACGACGGUUUGAUAUGCGGCCAGCCUAACAUAACAGGCACUGCGCCUGCGCAUAUGCGCGUGUUCACAGCACAAGAUAAAAUAUGCCUAUGCGAUACUGAGAACGGGUACAAAGAGAAGGAACAUUCUUGCAACGACGCUGAGAUCUUGAAGACAUCGGUUUUAGCUCUAAUUCUGGUGAUCUGCGUCAAGAAAAUACUUGUGUGACUUUUGCUAACAGCAGACGAAUUACAUAAUUGUAAAAAAACACUUCAUUUCGCGCUCAAAGAAUCCCGCUUUAUCAAAACUGCACUUCGCUAUGUAUAAUUAUUUUCUGCUAUGCAGAAACACAACAAAGAGAAUAUAAUCACUACGUUUUAAAACACAAUUGAACUUUUGACGUUAUUAACUGUCAUUUGUGACACUAUAAAUAUACACUUUGUUGUCAAUUUUAAUGAUAGCUGUCAUGUCACAGAUGUCUGUCACAGAAUCCUUUUACUUGUCUUAGUACAAAGACGUCGUAGUAAUUAGAAAUUAUAAAGUGUUUUGUUUUAAGUUCUUUAUUAGAAGUUAGGCUUCUAUCAUGAUUACGUAGUUUACGAAAAAAUCUAUUUAAUUCAACAGCUGUCAUGAAACCAUAAAGCCACGUUUUUUUUAUUACAGACUGAAGUUUCGGCCACUCAAUUACUAACUGAUAUAAAUUUUAUAUUAAAUUACUUACCUAUUUGCAUAUUUUAUUAGUAUCUCGUGCUAUUUUCUUAAAACUGAAACUGUAGUUGAAAAUAUAAAAAUGAAAAGAUAAAUAAUUAUAUGGAAUGCGUAACCAUUAAGACAACUGCCACAAUAUUUUUUUUUGUUUAUGUGUUAGUGUAAAUGUGUUAGUUUUCCCAGAUUACUUGCAAACUGUAAAUUAUUAGUUUAUUUUUUUAGCAAACUCAAACUUCUGUUUUUGUUGAUUCGCCCAAAAAAUUAACUCCUCACUUAGAUAAGUAAGGGGGCCUCUCUUAAUUACGUUGUGGUUUUUUGAGAAUUUUUUGACACACCCUCCCCCUAAUCUCACGCGAGAUUCUUCAGAAUGUAUGUUUUGGCUGUAAACGUGUUGGAUCAUUGAGAAAAAAUCAAAAUCACAACUUGUUCUAUUACUUUUAUUGAAGACUAGCAAAGACUGGUAUUUGUGAAUAUUACCGUAAUUUAAAACAUAAAAUUAAAUAAAGAAUAUUAUACAAAAAUUAAGAAAAGAUUUAUUCUAAUGCAGUCAAUGGAGACACGUCCAUAUUUUACACCGUUUUCUGCUAGAAAACUAAUUACGAGAUUAGCCAAGACAUCCUCCCCUCCUUCCUAAGUGAGAUUUGGAAAGAUUUACCUUGAUACCCCCUAGAACACCUUACGUAAGUAAUGGCCGUACCCUUAUCUUAUUUUUAUUGACUUCCACCAUUUUUCACUUAUGUACACAUAUAGUAGUCUGUCUACGCACUUGUUUUUUAUGAUAAUUAAUAUUUAAAAGUAGUUAAGUACGUAUAUGUGUGAAAAACAAAAAUCGCGACACCUAAAAGACAAUGCUUGAGAUUAUAUUUUUAAAAAAAUAAGUAAUGUAGAUUGUGUUUCAAAUUGAACAUCUUCAAGCAUAACCAUAAAGCAUUUAAACUAAAUAAACAUAAUUUUAAAUAUUUAGUUUGUAAGACAACACAAAUACCGUCCAUAUGCCAGUAUUAUAUAAAAAAUACAACUCUUUAGCGAUAGUAGAUAUUAUAUAAUAUAAGUUUAAUGACAUUUUGUAUAAGCCUGUAUAUUAAAAAUAUAUCUUUGAAGUCAUUCUUUAUAUUUAUAAUAACUAUUCCAAUUUUGAAUUUAAUUUUCAAAAAUAGUCUGACACAAUAAUAUUAAUCGUUGAAUUGCAUCUAGUGAUGUAUCUAGACUAUUAUUACCAAUUACGUUCUAUUUUCCAAUUUCUAUAUCUUCUUUAAAUAUUUAUUAAUUACAUCAAAUAUGAAAUAUUAAUAACAUUGUUCCAUGUAAAGCACGAUUUUGUUUUUUACAAUUUUUUGUGUGGUGUCUAUUCGCUCGCUACUUUUUGCUAAGAUAAGUUACUUGAUGAUACUAGUAUAUCAAAAAGAAUGUAGAAUAAGUUUACUACUCAACAGUUUGGUUUUUUAUCUUAAUUUCAAAGAGAUAAAUUAGUAACCCUUUGAAGGAAACGGACAAAAAAUGUAUCGGCCUGUGUCCCAGAAUGAAUAUAAUAUAUUAUAAAAUCUAUAUCAUUUGAAAGUAGAUAUUCUCCAGGACAAAAGUAAAAAAAUUGCUUAAUGAUCAGCAGCGGCGAACAAAAGUUAUGAAGGUUUAGAGAAGUUGUGUAACUGUGGCAUAGUAAAUGUUGUUUUAUACAUAUUUUGUACAAUAUUAUAUGUAUAUAUUUUUAACCGGCAUUUUUUAUAACCUAAGGAGAAAGUCAUAUAAAUUUAAUGUAGGACUGCAUUGUACACAAACCGAUGAAAUAUAAAUGUAUAACCUAAUAAUAUUAUGAUUUGUAUAACACAAAACAAACCAGCUCGGCGCGGAAGGCGUGAAAGCGAAUGUGAAUUUUCUUAUUUAAUCAUUGUCAUUUGACUUGCCAACAUAAAGAUGAAAUAAUACGUAACUACUUUAUGAUUAUUUUAUUUUAUUUAAAUUUAUUUGUACACAAAUAAUGUAUUAAAUAUUAUAUUACGUUAAGUUAUUAAUAUUGUACAUUUUCGGUUCCGUAUGAGUUUAUUUGGUUUCCAUUGUUCCAAUAUUUUAUAUGGCAACGUUGGUACUGAAUCUGGAAAUCAGAAAAGCACUUUUUAUUAAGAAUUUUUUUCUGCAGCUGCUAUAGCGAAUUAAUAAUUUCUAAAAUUCUUAAUUUUUAUUGUUAUUUGUAACACAUUUACUUGUGUACCUCUGGGGCACAUUUUGUCCACCUCCUUUACAUUGUAUUUAUGAAAUAUAUGGUAUGUACGCCGACCACAAGAUCACUCUGGUGCCCUUCCAACCUUUGAAAUUAACAUACGCCGCAACAGGGUCGUCGUUGCAAACCUCUGUUACAGGCAAGAAAUUAGUGAUCCCACCGUAGGUGGAAAGCUGAGUCGGUCUGUGUUCUGGUAGGGGUGUUUCCACCCCCUGCUAGAAUUAGCCCGACUCUGUUCCUUCCCUCCUGAGGGACCUGGGACGCUCCUAAUCCCCGUUUCCCCUUUGCCCCGGGUGAAGAUUUUGGGGCAACUGGCUGUUGUGGUAUCCUAGUGGUCCCGGAAGUUUCUGGUCCCUCAGGUCCACUGGCGGAUGCGGAACCUUUAGAGACGCCGUUGAUUAAUCUUUAAUCUCAUAUCAGUUUGAAAAAGCUUUUUCAAUCUUACUCCAUGCAGCGUCCUGGGCUUCGUCUUUGUACUGCUUAGUUUUGAGUCUGUUUCCGGGGACGCACGGUUUUCUUAACGGUUGUCUCGUAUACCUCAUGUUCCGAAUUGGUUAGGUUUCACCAAUGUUGGUCAAAAUUGAGUAAUAAAGGUCACAAAUUAGAAGAGCCCCGUUUAUCAGAUGAAGGGUAUGAAAUAAGGAUAUCUUUAUAUAAUCGGAGGUACAUCGUUAAUGUCAUCGGAACUCUCCCCUCGUCACGGUACUUUUCACAACUUGGCUUGGGUUCCGUCCUCCUUUAUCCGGGCUUGGGACCAGCACCAUACCAACCCAUUGAUAUAGGGUAUAGAGGCGGAGUUAUUUGAUACAUAGGUACUUGUAUAUUUUAUACAUCAUUCAUGACACUUUAAUUCUUUUAUUUCCUUUAUUAAAUUUUUCUUUAGAAAUUGUUAGCAUAAUAAUCAUUAAUUGAUUUGAUUAAAGUAGGUAAUAAAUGUGAUAGUUUUGUGUAUUAAGAUAUAAGUUUCGUGUUUUCAAUAAAUUAUUAUCUUACUGCACGCUU